Messenger RNA from Saimiri boliviensis boliviensis (Bolivian squirrel monkey), 1360 nucleotides. The record is from RefSeq and is a predicted model, not a curated record. Lineage: Eukaryota; Metazoa; Chordata; Mammalia; Primates; Cebidae.
UCCAUUGGCUGUCGCUUCGCCGGCGGGGCACGGGUACGGGAGCCGGGUGGGCACGUUGCGAACUGUGGCUGAGGCGGCGGCGGCGGCGGCGAAGGAUGCACCCGGCAGGCUUGGCGGCGGCGGCGGGGACGCCCCGGCUGCGUAAGUGGCCCUCAAAGCGAAGGAUCCCUGCGUCCCAGCCGGGCAUGGCCGACCCCCACCAGCUUUUCGAUGACACGAGUUCAGCCCAGAGCCGGGGCUAUGGGGCUCAGCGGGCACCUGGAGACCUCGGCUAUCCUGCAGCCUCCACCACGCCCCAGGCAGCCUUCCUGGCUGACCCCGUGUCCAACAUGGCCAUGGCCUAUGGGAGCAGCCUGGCUGCGCAGGGCAAGGAGCUGGUGGAUAAAAACAUCGACCGCUUCAUCCCCGUCACCAAGCUCAAGUAUUACUUUGCUGUGGACACCAUGUAUGUGGGCAGAAAGCUGGGCCUGCUGUUCUUCCCCUACCUCCACCAGGACUGGGAGGUGCAAUACCAACAGGACAUGCCGGUGGCCCCCCGCUUUGACGUCAAUGCCCCAGACCUCUACAUUCCAGCGAUGGCUUUCAUCACCUACGUUUUGGUGGCUGGUCUUGCGCUGGGGACCCAGGAUAGGUUCUCCCCAGACCUCCUGGGGCUGCAGGCAAGCUCGGCCCUGGCCUGGCUGACCCUGGAGGUGCUGGCCAUCCUGCUCAGCCUCUAUCUGGUCACUGUCAACACCGACCUCACCACCAUCGACCUGGUGGCCUUCCUGGGCUACAAAUAUGUCGGGUCAGUAUCCCCGCCCUUCCUGCCAGCCGCAGCCCUUGGGCCUCGUCCUCACACAGCCUUCUCUCCCUCCCCCAGGAUGAUCGGCGGGGUCCUCAUGGGCCUGCUCUUUGGGAAGAUUGGCUACUACCUGGUGCUAGGCUGGUGCUGCAUGUCCAUCUUUGUGUUCAUGAUCCGGACUCUGCGGCUGAAGAUCUUGGCAGAGGCAGCGGCUGAGGGGGUCCCGGUCCGUGAGGCCCGGAACCAGCUGCGCAUGUACCUGACCAUGGCGGUGGCAGCGGCACAGCCUCUGCUCAUGUACUGGCUCACCUUCCACCUGGUGCGGUGAGGGCGUUCACUGAGCCUCCUCCUGCUGCUGCUGCUGCUGCUGCUGCUGCUGGGGCCACUGUGGCUGCCGGACUCAUCUCCCGCCUUCGGGCCCCAGGGUCCACCCUGUUUGGGUACAGGCGCUGCCCCCAUCCCAAGUCCCGCUGAACCCUGCCCCCAACCCAAGGUGCUGAGAGAUCUCCAGCUGCACAGGCCACCACUCCAGGGCGUGGCCGCUGUUACAGAAACAAUAAACCCUGAUGGUCAUGA